UUCUUGUUUUUAAAUAGAAGCACUGCAUCCGUAUGACCCGGAGAAUAAAAGACGAAAGUACGCGUGUUUCUGUGGUCAUGGGACGGGGCCGGUUUUACACAGGGAGAAAAAUAACGCAAUUUAAAUAAAGUCGCAGUGGGGAAAACGAAAAGGUGAAUUCAAAGGAGAGAGCGCCUGGCGGCUCCCGGCCGGCACACCCAGCGCUGACACGCCCCCUAGCGCCAGACUGCGGUGCGUUCGUCUGGAGAGACUGGCUGGACGAAGCUGUACUGCAGAAAAGUCGCAAAGGCAUCUAAAUUAGGAGUAACAUGACGUCAAAUAACAUCCAACCAGCUGAGGAGGACAGCCCUUCCCUGUUCCCCUCUGCCCUCUCUGUGUCCCCAGAACUAAGAUUAGUGCUGCUGGGCCUGUCAGGCUCAGGGAAAAGCUCGGCAGGAAACAUCAUCCUCGGCAAGGAGGAAUUCCUUUCCCUAAACAACAGCAGGACAGCCGUCACUCAGGAAUGUGAGAUUAAAGCAGCCACAGUGGCUGGUAGACAGGUUUCUGUGGUUGACACACCAGACUGGUUCUUCUCAGAGCGCCCCCUAGAGGAUGUCCAGGAUCAGAUAUCCACCUGCAAGUUGCUAUCGUCUCCAGGGCCCCACGCCAUCCUCCUCUGCGUGCCCGUGGACCGCCCAGUGGUCACGGAGCUGCAGGCGCUGGAGGCCAUCGCUCACGCCUUCGGCGACGGCGCGGUAGAGAGUCACACACUGGUGCUUUUCACUCACGGUGACAGGCUGGGCACGCGCGAGGCAGUGGAGGAGCAUAUCGUCUCCCGCCGCGAAGACCUGCUUGCGGUAACAGAGCGCUGCGGCGGCCGGCACCACCUGCUGGAGAGAGGGGGCGAGGCCGGGGAGGGAAGCGUACGCGAGCUGCUGGAAAAGAUAGAGGACAUGGUGAGGAAGGCUGGGGGGACGUUUUUCCCCUGGCCCCCCUCUCAGGAGACGAAAGCGCAGGGGGAGGAGGAGAAGACGGUGAGAAUGAGAGGAGGCAAAAAGGAGGAACUUGAGGCGAAGACAGAGGAAGGCGACGGCGAAGAGGAGGAGUGGGUGAAAUCCAGCGAAAAAGAUGAGGAAAGUGGGGAUGAGAUCUCUCCGUCCGCCGUGGCUUCCCGCGACGUGUCGUUCAUCCGCUUCCUCUGGGAGACGCUGCUCGGGUUCCUGAAGAGCAUCCCAGGGCUGGUGAGGAGAGAAGCUCUGCUAGGAGGACUGGUCGGGCUUUUCGUGGGGGGGCCCUUUGGCUCCGUGCUGGGGACCACGGUGGGCACCGUGGCAACGGAGGUUGGAAAGCGCAAGAACUCCAAACAAAAAUGAUUCUCGUCCCAGGAAUCACAGGUUAAAAGCAGGCUCAUGUAGAGUUGUCUGUCUGUGUGUUUUUUUUUUUCUUUCAGUUAUUCGAACGAAUUAUUCCACACGAGCAAAUGUCUGAAGUGUGACCAGUGCUACCAGGCUGCUAAAAAAAUGUGUUUGCAUAUAUGACCUAUAAUAUACGAGAGAUUAAAGUAUUUUAAAAGCCA
Molecule: messenger RNA, 1555 nt
Organism: Brienomyrus brachyistius
Lineage: Eukaryota; Metazoa; Chordata; Actinopteri; Osteoglossiformes; Mormyridae
Product: GTPase IMAP family member 1-like
Molecular function (GO): GTP binding
Source: RefSeq, a predicted model, not a curated record